This is a messenger RNA of Halichondria panicea, 1750 nucleotides long. RefSeq lists its product as uncharacterized. Lineage: Eukaryota; Metazoa; Porifera; Demospongiae; Suberitida; Halichondriidae. The record is from RefSeq and is a predicted model, not a curated record. The transcript has 3 exons. Bases 287 to 1663 code for a protein of 458 amino acids.
AAUUACCUCAUGUAACUGGGACAUCGCUAUAAUUAUACAGCUUCUACAUGUGUCUUUUCAAGUUCUUUAGACGAUCCACUUUACAGCUGAUCUAAUAGAAGAAUGGACCGGUAACUAACCUCAUCGUACCCCGAUAUAAGUCACACUACCCCCAAUAAAAGAGUGAGUGAGUGCACUGGGCUAGCUGUGAUACUAGAUACUGACUGAUAACAUCUCAGGAAUCGCAAGAUAUUUCGGAUCACUUUUUCAAAGCAGUUGAUCUUUGACCUACUACCCACCUCUGAAAAUGGCCAUGGCUGGGCUUAUUCAAGAGAUCGAGGAUCCCCUCCCUCAUUUCCCCCCGGCUCCUCCCCCAAGCCCUGAGGCACAGAGAGCCUGCAACAUAUUUGAGAUACCCACGAGUGCAUUCAAUCCGUUGGACAUGCGUCAGAAAGAUUUUGCCGAUUUGGACCUCAUUUUGAGCCAAACUCAAAACUCUUCGAGAAAUCCUUUCCUAGAGACCGUUCACGAACGAGAAAAUCCGUUUGCUGACGAAGAUGAGUACGGUUUCCCAGCCUCGCCCAAAAAGAGGAUUUGCAAUUCUCCGUGUUCACUCCCCGAUGGAUACAAUAUUCAGUCUAACGAAUUUCACUCAGGUGGCAAGCUUACGAGCAGUUCACUACCUCAUACGAAAGCCACACGUCAUCACCGGUCUCCAGUCCAUUCACAUUCACCACCACUACUCAACGUGCCCAACUCAAACAGCCCACCCCCCUUGAACCAAUCAUUUCACCAGACAAGUCCCUAUUCCAUACCGCCUCACAAACCUGAGAAUGGAUUCGAAAUCAGCAACUUCCAACCUGUUCACAGUUACAACCCCAGCCUCUCACCUCCCUCACAACUGGGCAUGCUCAGUAAAAGCUUUGAUCUCCACAACGUGCACGCAUUUGAGACGAACUCUGAACUCGCUCUCCUGCCGAACGUUAGACCGAGAAGAGCCUACACUCUCGAUGCAGGCUCCAAAAAAGAAGAAGCAAGUCGAAAUCGUCGUCGAAAGAUAUCCCUCAAGCGUACCAAAGAGGAGAGGGACUCUGACCUUCAAUUCUCAUUCGAGUACAGCUAUGCAAGUACAAGUACCGGGAGCAGCGAGGAAUCUGAUUGGCUAGUUGUAACACCCGAUACGACAGCUAGCCUUCCCCUUGGCAAGAAAGCGUGUCAAACUAUCCCCAUAAGUCCCCCUCCCUCUUUUCCACUGAACUUUGCAAACUCGUCUUUUAUGGACCCUUCUGUUGCCUCGAAUCUACCCCCCAGCACUUCAAUGUUCAACCCCCCAACCCCCACACUGUACUAUAGUCAGUUCGAUCAGCAACCCCCCAGUCUUGUUAGCAUGGAUUCAUCUGUUCAAAUGAUGGACACCGGAGACACUAGUUUGAGAUUCGAUUCAAUUGAUUCUAUGGAAUGUGGAGGAGACCAGUUUCAUAGUUUUGUCGAAAUGGACACACAAACCGAGAACGGGCACCCCUCACACUAUCACACCACACACUCCACCCUCUACCCACCCACACCACUGCGAAGUCACAGUUCCGAAGAUCGAUAUGCUCCAACUAGGCACAGCUUUAUACAAGGUGCCAGUAGUUUAUGUACAGAACAAGAUGUGUCCAAUAGCAUUUCUAGAAGUUUGUAGCAUUUGUAGCGUAUAUAUUAUUCAAUUUUGUUUUUAUUGCCAUUUCUUUGUGUCUGCAAUCAACAAAAUAAUUGUUCACUAUAAUUA